AUGUUCGACUGCAAGCCCCACUACAUCAACAUACUUCCCCAUUUCAAUGGGAGGUCUAAUGAUGAACCGUACACGCAUUUGGCGGAGUUUUCCUCCAUUUGUAACACUAUCGGGGGGCACAACUUUGCAUUGGAGGAGAUUAAACUUCGAUUAUUCCAGUUUUUGCUAAAAGACAAGGCGAAACAAUGGUUUCUAACACUUCCGGCGAAUAGUAUCCGGACAUGGGGUGAGAUGCAACAAGUUUUUCUUGAUGAGUAUUAUUCGAUGGCGAAGAUCGAUGACGCUAGAGAUGAAAUUAGGUCUUUCCGCCAACUAUCGAGUGAACCGUUGCAUGAGGCAUUCACAAGGUACAAGGAAUUGAUUCGAAAGUGCCCACACCAUCAAAUCGAAAAGUGGGAGUUGGUUAAAUGUUGUGUAAGAGGCUUAGAAAAUGAGACAUGGAAUCGCCUCGACUCAACGAGCAAUGGAACCUUAUUGAGCAAUCAUGAGGAUGAUGAUUGGGAGUUCCUCGAAAGAAUGAGUAAAAGGUCAAAAGCGAAAGAGUCGGCCGAUCGAGCCAAAAAGCACCCCACCUCAAGGUCUUGGCCCGAUCGUGAUGCGAAUUCCAAGGAUCGGAUCGAAACGUUAGAACGGGAGUUGGCUCGCAUGAAGAAAAGAGAAGUGAAUGCGGUGCAAUACGCCGUAUGUGAAGAAUGCAGAGACAUCGGUCACCGGACCGAGAAUUGUCAAGCCACCGUGGAGGUGAAUCAAGUGUAUGGGGACCGUAGGCAAUAUGAUAUGAACUCCAACACUUACCACCCCGGGUUGAGGAACCAUCCUAACUUUAGGUAUGGUAAUGCCUCCAACCAAAUGAACCCGAAUUUCCAAUCGGGAAUUCAAGGUGGGAAUUUGCACCAAACUCGCCAAAGAGGUUACAAUCAAGAUGGUCACGAGUCGACGAAUAAUCAAGGAGGUGGUGGUGAUUUGAGUGCCAAAAUGGAUGCAAUCCUUUCAAUGAUGCAAGAGUCUAAGAAAGAGAAUGAGAUUCGGGAUAAAUCACAUGAAGCAUUGGCAAAGCAAGUGGGCCAACUUGCGGAGGAAAUGGCUCAAAUGAGGGGAAGCAUGGGAAAGCUUCCAAGUGACACUACCGUGAACCCGAAGCAUCAAGGUUCUAGCACAAGCAACGUGAGGAAUGCACGCGUUAGCACGGUUCCGGCUCAUGUGGAAUGCUUGAAAGAGUUGAGCAUUGAAAAACGGUACAAUAAAUUACCCGAACCGAUUGAUUUGGUAUCACAUGUUAGUGCCGUUUUAUCGAGCGCCCUUCCUCCAAAAGCUCAAGAUCCGGGAGAUCCUCUUAUUCCAAUUCAAAUUGGAACCUUUGAAUUUGAGAAGGCGCUCCUCGAUCUUGGAGCUUGUGUGAGCAUUUUACCCGGGAGUUUGUAUGACCAAUACGAUUUUGGUCCAUUAAAAAAAUUUGAUACUCCCGUGGUAUUGGCCGAUCAGACUCCUACGCAUCCAAGGGGGAUGGUGGAGGAUGUGAUUGUUAAGGUGGAUGAUUGCUACUACCCAGUUGACUUUUUGGUAGUAGACUAUGUUGGGUGUGUUGAGGACACCCAACCGAUAGUUAUAUUUGGUAGACCGUUCUUGGCAACUACUAAUGCCAUAAUAAAUUGUGCAACGGGAAUGGUAAGCAUGAAGUUUGGGGACCGGGAAUUAAAUUUAAAUGUUUUUCCAAAUUUCACUAACCCGCUCUGUGAGAAUAAGUGUCCUGAAAAGGACAUGAAUCCAAACAAAAAGGUGUGUGCUAUGGUUGGUAGGUUUGGAGAAACAAAGAAGAAGACGGUCAAGAAAAAGAAGGUGAAGAAGUCAUCUCUAGAAAAGAAGAAGGAAGAGGAGGUGAAGAAGUUUGGACCGUUUGGAAAUAAAUGGUAUGAAUCACCGGUGGGUGAUUUCGAGGAGUUCGUUGGUGGAAAGCAAGCCAUUCGACCACCAUGA
Molecule: messenger RNA, 1974 nt
Organism: Helianthus annuus (common sunflower)
Lineage: Eukaryota; Viridiplantae; Streptophyta; Magnoliopsida; Asterales; Asteraceae
Exons: 2
Coding region: 1-1974 (657 amino acids)
Source: RefSeq, a predicted model, not a curated record